This is a messenger RNA of Fundulus heteroclitus (mummichog), 3010 nucleotides long. RefSeq names its product tripartite motif containing 46b (gene trim46b). Bases 355 to 2811 code for a protein of 818 amino acids. Gene Ontology annotation, molecular function: protein binding; zinc ion binding. The record is from RefSeq and is a predicted model, not a curated record. The transcript is spliced from 12 exons. NCBI's taxonomy places the organism in Eukaryota, Metazoa, Chordata, Actinopteri, Cyprinodontiformes, Fundulidae.
CGGUGCGGGAGGGGCUUUAGGAUGAGGGGCGGGAUGUCUGGGUGAGGAAUAAAGCUACAGGCACCUGCUAAUAUUCCGAGUGGGUAUAUUACACUAGCAGUAAAUAUUUAUUUUUAAUAAUUCGUCUAAACGCGUCACGUUUUUUUUGACGUUAUGGCUUAUUUUUUUUUUAAUCCGUGAGCAUCCAUAUUGAGUGUCUUGUGAAACGAAUAACGCGCAACUUUGUAUUUUGCGGGGGGUUGAUUAGCCGCUUCUUUUCUCCGAAGGGACAGAAAUUCUGAAUAUACAUAGUCGUGUUGUCAACAUGCACGACAAGACCUGCGGUCUGGAUACGUGUCUGAUCGUACCCAGAUAAUGAAAGCAGGGGGAAGCUAUUUUCUUCAUGUGGCCGAGAUGGAUGGGAAAACAGCCUCAUCAGCGAUGGAAGCCUUGGCUCGGAUCAGCUCUAACAUGAAGAGUCUGGAGCACGAGUUGCACUGCCCCGUGUGUAAGGAGAUCGUCAAGCAGCCCGUGGUUCUGCCAUGCCAGCACAGCGUCUGCCUGAUGUGCGCCUCUGAGGUGUUGGUGGCUAACGGCUACCCUCCCCCGGAGCUCCCCCCGGAGCCCAACUCACCGGCCUCCACGCCCAACACUCGUUCGCCUCGCCAAGCGCGCAGGCCCACUCCCAAACAUGAGCAGCGUCCCAUCGACCGCGUCCUACGAUCAGGCCCCCAUCCGCCUUCACCAUCCAUGCCGCGGUCUCCUGGACAUGGGACGUAUCCGGGGCGGAGGCGUAAGGAAGGUCCUCCUCUGGUGAUGAUGUUCCCCUGCGUACCCUGCGGUCGGGACGUUGAGCUGGGAGAAAAGGGCCUGACUGACUGCCUCCGCAACCUCACGUUGGAACGUAUCGUGGAGAGGUACAGGCACACAGUGAGCCUGGGCAGUGUAGCUGUGAUGUGCCAGUUCUGUAAGCCUCCUCAAACUCUGGAGGCCACAAAGGGGUGUGCUGACUGCCGGUCAAAUUUCUGCAACGAGUGUUUCAAGCUCUAUCACCCGUGGGGAACACCGCGAGCACAACACGAGCACAUCCAGCCGACGCUUAACUUCAGACCAAAGGUUCUGACCUGCACGGAGCAUGACCAGGAGAAGCUGCAGUUUUACUGCAGGUCCUGCCAGCGGCUGCUCUGUCCGCUCUGCAAACUGCGGCGCAUCCACACCGGACACAAAAUCCUGCCGGUGGCACAAGCUUACCAAGCUCUCAAGGAGAAGAUAACUAAAGAGAUGAACUACAUCCUGUCCAGCCAGGACACAGUUCUGGCUCAGAUCACCCAGCUGGAGAGCGCCAUCACUCAGACUGAGGUCAACAGCGUGUCAGCCAGGGAGCAGCUGGCCCAGAGCAUCAGGGAUCUGACGGCCGCUCUUGCCGAGCGUCACGCCUCGCUCACCCAGGCCCUGGAGGCGGCGCGGCAGAAACGAGGCGAGGCGCUGUCCGCUCAGGUGGCAGAGAGACGCGGCCUGAUGGAACAUGCGGGGCUCAUGGCUUUCACCCAGGAGCUCCUGAAAGAAACAGACCAGCCCUGCUUCGUGCAGGCCGCUCGCCAAACUCAUAACAGACUGAGCAAAGCGAUUGAGAAUCUCCAGCAUUUUACUUUGGCUGCUGAUCCGUCCUUCAGACACUUCCAGCUGGAUGUUUCCAAAGAGCUCAAACUCCUGACGGAGCUGAACUUCAUCCAGGCUCCUCUGGCUCCUGUGAUCGACACCCAGCGCUCCCUGGCGUAUGACCAGCUCUUCCUGUGCUGGCGGCUGCCUCAGGAGUCCGCGCCAGCCUGGCACUUUUCCGUGGAGUAUCGCCGCCGAGGCGUGGUCCCCGGAGGAGCCUCCAGGGGAGGGAUGAGAGGGGGGCUCGCCACCGCCAGGUGGGGCUGGCAGCGGCUGGAUGAAGUGAGCGGAACCAGCGCCGUGAUCGACAGGCUGGAGAUGGACAGCGUGUACGUGCUGCGCGUGAGGGGCUGCAACAAGGCCGGUUACGGGGAGUACAGCGAGGAGGUGUACCUGCACACCCCACCUGCACCAGUGCUUAACUUCUACCUUGACUCUCGUUGGGGUCUCCAUGCUGACCGGCUGGUUGUCAGCAAAGAGCAGCGUGGGGCUCGCAGCGUCCCCGGUCUCUCCCUGCUGCAGGCCGCCGACCACGCCCUCACUUCCUGCCACCUCACGUCUGACCUCCUGGUGGGGGACGUAGCCAUUACACAAGGAAGACACUACUGGGCAUGCUCUGUUGAGCCUGGAUCCUACCUAGUAAAGGUAGGAGUUGGGCUGGAGUCCAAACUACAGGAGUGGUUUCACCUCCCCCAGGACAUGGCCAGUCCUCGCUACGAUCCAGACAGCGGCCACGACAGCGGGGCGGAGGAUGCGCUGGACUCUGCACCACCCUUCUGCUUUCUCACGAUGGGCAUGGGUAAGAUAUACCUGCCCCAGCACAGCUACCACCACCACCACAACAACCACGGGAACCACAAUCGAGACCCCCUCACCAACAACAACGUCCCCUCCUCGCCCACUGGCCUCACUUACCCGCUGCCGCCCAGACUCGGCGUGUGCCUUGACUUUGAGAAAGGGCGCGUCACCUUCUACGACGCCCACUCCCUGCGGCCCCUCUGGGAGGGUCACGUGGAUUGCUCCGGGCCCGUCUGCCCGGCUUUCUGUUUCAUCGGCGGGGGCGCCCUGCAGCUGCAGGAGCUGGUGGCCAAUCGCAACGCAGAUCCGACUCCGGUCAGGAGGGUGACCAUUCAACCCCGUGUCUCCAAUUUAAACAACAACAACAACAACUGAUCUCCGAUCAGACGUGAUAGCGGUAAUCUGGAAUGUAUCUGGCAAGUAUUUACUCAGCUACAGCAAAAAGGUAGACGUCUCAGCGAUUUCUUUGUUUUGUAUUUCAUUUUAUUUAAUAAAACAAGAGGUUUCUAUAGCAACAAAAUAUGCAAUGUAAUUAUGUUUCUUACAUUUUGUUACAUGCAGUUUUGCAACAGUU